CUUCUGCACUGGUCUGUGUCUCUCCGCGCCAUAAGAAGCCAUGUCACCAUCUCCCAGGGAAACCAUUGUCAUUACCGGCGGUGGUGGAUAUUUUGGACACAGGUUGGGUUGCCGUUUGUCUGAGAAUGGAAUCAACGUGGUUCUUUUCGACAUAAGAAAGCCCGCUCAGGAUCUCCCGGAUGGAAUCCGGUUUAUACAAGGGGACAUUCGCUCUCUGUCUACGGUAGAAGACACCUUCACCAACGCCAGUUGCGUCAUCCACACAGCCUCCUACGGGAUGUCAGGCCGGGAACAACUGCAAACGCAACUCAUCGAAGAGGUCAACGUGAAGGGCACAGAAAACGUCAUCCAAGCUUGCCUGAGUAAAGGUGUCCCAAGGCUUGUGUACACCAGUACAUUCAACGUGGUGUUUGGAGGGCAGAAGAUUCAAAAUGGAGACGAAUCUAUGGAAUAUCUACCUCUGCAUCGCCAUGCCGACAACUACUCCCGCACCAAGGCCAUGGCUGAGAUGAAGGUGCUGAUGGCCAACGGGCUCGAGCUGGCCAGUAAAAGCGGGUACUUAAGGACUUGCGCUCUUCGGUCGGCCGGUAUCUAUGGGCCCGGGGAACAAAGGCAUCUUCCGAGGAUCAUUAAGACUGUUGACCAAGGUUUGUUCAUGUUCUUGUAUGGCGAUCACCAGAACCAGGUGCAGUUUGUGCACGUCGACAAUCUAGUAUCGGCCCACGUUUUGGCAGCUGAAGCCCUAACGGAAGAGAAAAGCCACGUCGCGGCUGGAAAGCCAUACUUCAUUGCAGAUAGCCAUCCGGUUGACAAUUUUGAGUUCUUGCGGCCUUUCAUUGAGGGCCUCGGGUAUGAAUACCCCACCUUCCGCCUCCCCCUCUUCUUUGUAUACCUCAUGGCCUACCUCACAGAAUGGCUUCAUUUUCUUAUCAGGCCUCUCUGUAACUUCCAGCCGCUACUGACCCGCGCCGAAGUGUACAAAACCGGCGUUACUCAUUACUUCAACCUGGAUAAAGCCAAGAAGGAGCUUGGAUACGACCCCAAGCCGUUCAAAAUGUCCAAAGUCACGGAAUGGUAUAAAGCUCAGGGAUACGGAAGGGCGGCGACAAAGGGCAAAACGUUUAACUUCCUUUUGGACCUGGUGUUGUGCCUCUUGUUUAUUAUUGUGCUGCUUGCUUGGUUGCCUACAGUGGUGGGGUAG
Messenger RNA from Nanorana parkeri, 1201 nucleotides. RefSeq names its product short chain dehydrogenase/reductase family 42E, member 1 (gene SDR42E1). Gene Ontology annotation, biological process: steroid biosynthetic process. Lineage: Eukaryota; Metazoa; Chordata; Amphibia; Anura; Dicroglossidae. The coding region runs from base 41 to 1201 and encodes 386 amino acids. The transcript has 3 exons. Gene Ontology annotation, molecular function: 3-beta-hydroxy-Delta5-steroid dehydrogenase (NAD+) activity. The record is from RefSeq and is a predicted model, not a curated record.